AGAAAGCAGCCUGGCAACGCGACUGCACUUUCACAUAAAUCUAUGGUGGACUGCGCAGAUGAAGGAUAUGGCAGCGACCUUAUAUUUGAUCAAUGAUAGAUUUGCUCUAUCUGGGAAUUAGGAAAUAUCUCACUCUUUAGUGCACCCACCAUCUGAAUGGAAACAUGGACACCACCUACAAAGGAGGAAUUGUAGUCGACAAUGUCCAGGAACUAUGAGCCUGGUCACUCAGUAGGGAUGUUGGCUACUGUGGAACAUGGUCCCAUACUCUGCAGCGACUCCAACAUCCUCUGCCUCUCCUGGAAGGGCCGGGUCCCCAAGAGCGAGAAGGACAAGCCUGUGUGCCAGCGGCGCUACCAUGAGGAGGGCUGGUUGGCCACUGGGAACAGUAGAGGGGUGGUGGGCGUGACGUUCACAUCCAGCCACUGCAGGAGAGACAGGAACACUCCUCAGAGAAUCAACUUCAACCUGCGAGGACACAACAGUGAGGUUGUGUUGGUUCGUUGGAAUGAGCCCUUUCAGAAGUUGGCCACGUGUGACAUGGAGGGAGGCAUCUUCGUCUGGAUUCAGUAUGAGGGACGGUGGUCUGUAGAGUUAGUGAAUGACCGUGGUGCCCAGGUGAGUGAUUUCACGUGGUCCCAUGAUGGCACUCAGGCCUUGAUCGCCUACAGGGAUGGGUUUGUCCUGGUGGGGUCAGUCAGCGGACAGAGACACUGGUCCUCAGAGAUCAACCUGGAGAGCCAGAUCACCUGUGGCAUCUGGACACCUGACGACCAACAGGUGUUGUUUGGUACAGCCGACGGUCAGGUGAUAGUGAUGGACUGUCAUGGUCGCAUGCUGGCCCAUGUCCUGCUACACGAGUCAGAUGGCAUCGUCGGCAUGUCAUGGAACUGCCCCUGCUUCCUAGUGGAGGACAGCACAGAAAGCGACACUGACUCUGAUGACAAUAACCCACCUCAGGUGCGUAUCCUGAAGCCCCUUCUGACAGUUAGCUUCAUAUCAGGAGACAUCAGUUUGAUGAACAACUACGAUGACCUCGCUCCUACCGUCAUCCGCUCAGGACUCAAAGAUGUGGAGGUCCAGUGGUGUUCUCAAGGGGACCUCCUGGCCGUAGCUGGGAUGGAGAGACAUGGGCUCCCUGGAGUCCCCUCUGACUCUAUCGUGAGGAACGCCCUGGUCAAAUUCUACAAUGUCCAAGGAGAACAUAUCUACACGUUAGAAACACCUGCCCAGCGCCCCAUCACCACUAUCUGCUGGGGCCACAGAGACUCUCGUCUGUUCCUGGCGUGUGGCACGGCGCUGUACGUGGUGCGGGUGGAGCACCGGGUGGCCAGCCUGCAGCUGCUGUGCCAACAGGGCAUCGCCAGUGCCCUGCGGGAGGAGAGGGACGUGGGCAAACUAAACAUGCCCUCCUUACUCUGUUCCUACGUCACAACCGCCUUCAUACCCACCAUCAAGCCUCCUAUUCCUGAUCCCAACAACAUCCGGGACUUUGUCAGCUACCCCACUGCUGGUAACGAGAGGCUGCACUGCACCAUGAAGCGAGCGGAGGACAACCCAGAGGCAGGGGGACCCUGUUACACCCUCUACCUGGAACACCUAGGUGGUCUGGUGCCCAUCCUCAAAGGCAGACGCAUCAGCAAGCUACGGCCAGAGUUCAUCAUCAUAGACCCUAAAACAGACAGCAAAGCAGAUGAGGUGUGUGUGAAUGCUAUGAUCUCCUACAUGACUGACAGCUGUAACUGUUCGGACUCCAGCGACAUUGAGUUGAGUGAUGAGUGGGUCGGGAAGAAGUCGCCUAAACUAUCCAGAGGAAACAGGUCACCCAAGCUUUCCAGAAGGAACAUGGAAUCUAGAAAAUCUCCCAAAAUGUCCCGGGCUAGUCAAGAAGGCCCACGAUCACCCCGGUUACCAACAAAGAAACCUCCAAUUCGAUCUCCCAGUUUGACGCGUCGAGAGAUGUCCAUGGAUGGAAUCUCUGAGCAUAAUUAUCUUGCUCAAGUCACGUCCAAUAUUUGGGGGACAAAGUUCAAAAUCGUUGGACUUGCUUCUUUCCUACCUGCUAAUCUUGGUGCAGUUAUCUAUAAGACCAGUUUGCUCCAUCUACAACCAAGGCAGAUGACAAUCUACCUUCCGGAGGUGCGGAAAAUAUCACUUGACUUCAUGAGCCUGCCUGUCUUUAACCCAAACGUCUUCAGUGAGGAUGAGGAUGACUUGCCAGUGAUGGGACCAUCUGGAGUGACAAGUGACAACCCUCCCUGUACGGUCAACAUCCCCAUCGCACCCAUCCACAGCCCUGCCCAAGCCAUGUCCCCCACUCAGAGCAUUGGACUGGUCCAAUCCCUGCUGGCCAAUCAGAACAUCCAGCUGGAUGUCUUGACCAAUCCCACGGCUACGGCUUCAGCAGCAGCGGCGGCGGCCGCUGCAGCAGCCUCAGCCUCUAUUGCAGGGCCUGAUCACAGUCAGAAUGCAGUAGCAGCACAGUGCAGUGGGACUCUAGGAAGGUACUCCAACCCAGGACAGGUGAUCUUUAACGGGCUAGAGAUGGGUCCCCUCCUAGCUGGAACACUACCUCCACCUCCUCCUCCACAUCACCUCCCUCAACAACCUCAACAACAACGUCCUCAAUCGCAACAGACACACCAACAACAGUCCAAACAACCACAGCAGAUACUAACCCAACAGCAGCAGCAGCAACAACAACAGAGAAUGCAACAGCAUCAACAACUACAGCACCAGCAACAGCAGAUUCAACAACAACAUCAACAACUACAACAGCAUCAUAUACAGCAGAUCCAACAGCAGCAGCAGCAACAGACUCAGCAGCACCAAGCACUGCAACAACAGCACCAACAACAACAGGCGGCACUGCAACAGCAACAACAGCAGAUCCAACAGCAGCACCAACACUUGCAACAACAGCAAAUCGCUCAGCAGCACCAACAGAUGCAGCUGCAGCAUGAGCAAAUGCAUCAGCAGCAGCAGCAAAUGCAGCAGCAACAACAGCAGAUCCGACAGCAGAUUAUAGAGAUGAGGCAGCAACAGCAGCAGCUGCAGCAGCAACAUCAGCAGAUACAACAGCAACACCAACAGAUGCAGAGGCAGCACCAACAAAUGCAGCAGCAACUGAAGCUGCAGAUCACCUUGCCCCCUCCGCCUACUGGCUAUCCCACCAUCUCUCUGCAGCAGUUCCAGGUACUGCAACAGAUACCCCACCCCAGUGCAGAGUUGGGACCAGAAAGAGGAGAGCAGGGGCAUACUCAGAGCCAUACUCUGGGCAGGCCAAGUCUACCGCGAUCCAGGCCUCCAUCAUUCAUUGAUGUAGACAGCUUACGGUCUAGACCUCCUUCCUUCAUCGAAGCAGACACAUCAAGAUCUAGACCACCGUCAUUCAUCGACAUAGACACAAUACGGACUAGACCUCCUUCUUUCAUUGAUGCAGAUACAGGUACAUUGCGGUCUAGACCCCCGUUGUUCCUCGAUGCAGACUCCUCCCGAUCCAGACCUCCUUCAUUCAUAGACACAGACACACUACGGUCUAGACCUCCUUCCUUCCUCGAUGCAGAGACUUCCCUUGAGAUCCAGAUGAGGAAGGUGAACCCUCCACCACCCUACCCAGGCACCGUAGUUUCUGCAGCCACCGCCACAACCUCCAGCGCUCCUCAGACCCUCAUCACCAACUGUGACAACCCCAACAUACUGGUCACAGCAGACCUGUGUCUGAAGAAAGACGAGUUCUCACUCCACCCAGUUGGUCUCCAGUACCAGAUGGGAUACGAGAGGAUCACAACCUUUGACAGCAGUGGGAAUGUAGAGGAGGUGUGUCGCCCUCGCAGAAGACUCAUACGCAACCAGAACGCCUACGCUGUUCAAGGUAUGGGAGGUUCUGCCACACUUAAAGUCACCUCAUCGUCUGACAGUAAGAAAGUCCAGCUUCCUUACAGCUCAGCGACUCUAAGCCGCCUCUCUGUGCCACGAUACUCCAUACCCAGCAGAGACCCGCCCCCCUACCCAGAUCCAGCCAAUCAGGUUAACAUUAACACGACGACACUUCCUCCUUCCCAGCGCAUGGACAGUAGUCACAUGAUUCACGCCACCUUGCGACCUGACCGGCGAGACGUGGAAUCUCGCCUGAAGGUGUCCCAGAUGGUUGACGCUUCAAGGACUCUACCAACCAAGUCUAAGGUCAACAGUGCUGCCCUAGCGCUCUCUUACCAGCAGAGGGUGCCCACGGCUCUGUAUACCUGCACUCAGUGCAGCAGCAACAGCAGCAGCAGCAGCAGCACCAGUGUCAGUGUUAGUGGUGGUGCUAGUAGCAGCAGUGGCAUCGCAGGAGGCACUGUAGUGCGACAGGAUUUCCCACCAGGAAAAGGUGCUCAUCACAGCACCAUCAUUGUUCACUCCAAAAGCACUUCGCCUCAAGCUUCUCAGUCAUCUUACAAUCUGCUGAGUCCUGUUGAUAACAGCAGGGAUAGGACUGUGUAUGUGAACUCUGCCUUUACCGAAGACGAGACAUUAAGUCAGCAGUGUCGUCACUUGACUCUUGGGGAAGUUAGUUUGACUCUGAAACGUCCUCCACCAUACCAGUGGGACCCAAACACUGCAGAGGAGUUCUGGAUACCCCCAGAACAGACUAUCUUAGCUCCUCCUCCACCACCAACGCACAAACCACCACCCCCGAUCAUCUUCAGCAAUGCUCAGCAUCUGGACAUGACACGGCUGCCUUUUGUACUCUCAACAAAACCUCCCAGCAGCCCAAGUACUGUUACUUUCCCAUCAGGUUACCAGAUCUCCAUGUCACCUUUCCCUCCAGGGGUAGGUCAGGAUGGAUCCCCACUCCAGUCCAUGCAGAGCAUUCCACCACCCUGCCCUCCCAACGAAGUAGUUGCUCCAGUCCCCCAGUUUUCCCAGCAGGACCCCAACCUGGUCUUGCCACCUGGAUACCCUCCCAAUCAUGCCAACCUAGCUUGCUGCCCUCUGCCCCCGAUGUACCCAGGGGCCACCUCCUGUGCUGGGCUUCAGCUGCACCCUGUUAGCCUGCACCCCUGGAACCCAUAUAGCCUACCCAUGCAGGACCUGUCAGGCUCUGCCACCCUCCCCAGCAAGUCUCAUCAGGUGUUAGAGAAGCCAGUCCUCUCCCCACCUCCUUCUAUUGUUCCCCCCCCACCACCUCUUACACUUCCUCCUCCUCCACCAACCGAACUGCCGAAAUCCAAAAGCCCUACAAAGGAGCUGGCGGAAUCUGCCAGUAGCUUCCAGGAGCCGUCUUCUCUAAACGAAAGCCCCGUUCCAGACCGACAGGGGUCCGACAUGUUCAGCAAGAAAAGUCGUAAACGUCUCGACAGCCGAGCCGAGGCUGCAAACAUGACCACCGUCUCAGAGAGCAAAUCCAAAAAGGAAGGGCGCGCACUCUCCGACUUCAACUCCCUCAUCUCCAGCCCCAGGCUUGGCGGCAGGGAGAAGAAGAAACUCAAAGGCCAGAGGGAGCAGCUGAACAAAACCAAGAAGCUCAACAGGACCAGUACCACCAGCGAGUUCCAGGACAGUUCGGAGAGCGAGCCCGAGCUCUUCAUCAGCGGAGACGAACUGAUGAACCAGAGCCAGAGCUCCAAGAAGGGUUGGAAGAGUAAGAGGAGCCUGAGGAUGGCCAGUGAACUGGAGGAGAUUAAGUGCAGGAAGGCCAAUGAGAGAGAGGACCGCGGGCUGGGCAGCCAGGGAUUCAUCUAUGUCAUGGCCAAUAAGCAGCCACUCUGGAAUGAGGCCACACAGGUCUACCAGUUGGACUUCGGAGGACGGGUCACUCAGGAGUCUGCUAAGAACUUUCAGAUCGAGCUGGACGGGAGACAGGUGAUGCAGUUUGGCAGAAUCGAUGGGAACGCAUAUAUCCUGGAUUUCCAGUAUCCUUUCUCAGCAGUGCAAGCCUUUGCUGUUGCCUUAGCCAAUGUUACUCAAAGGCUGAAGUAAGAGACUGCUCUAACCGGUGGUGUAGUGGAGAAUAUUUUGUGCAAGCGUUUACCUACCUUUUGCAGAAAAAUGCAUUGAAAGUAUAGGGAGCGCUACAUUACUCACCGCAAAUGGCGAUCAGUGUUUACCUACCUAUGUUUUUUACCACUACAUCACUGGCUCUAACCCAACGUCACAUAUGUGUUCGAAAAAAAGGAGGAAGGGAAGCGCUGCUAAGGUACACAAUAGUAGAUUGUGGGGUAAAUGAAUAUAAUUAAUUAAA
Molecule: messenger RNA, 6226 nt
Organism: Salvelinus sp. IW2-2015
Lineage: Eukaryota; Metazoa; Chordata; Actinopteri; Salmoniformes; Salmonidae
Product: tubby-related protein 4-like
Molecular function (GO): protein binding
Source: RefSeq, a predicted model, not a curated record